GAGCGCCAGCACCUCUCCAUUUCCAUCUGUUGACCUCGUCGGCGGAGGGAGGGAGUGAGAGAGAAAGAGACCGACACCGAGAGCGGAGAAGCUUUCACCGACAAACUUGGCCGGAGUGGGCGGCGGAGCUCUGGGAGCCCGGCCGGCGGUGCCGAUGUCCCAUUGACUUGGAUACGAUUGGCGAGAUUUUGCCUUGCGUGAUAAUUGGAGUAUUGCUGACGUUGUAUAUUGGGUGUGAAGAUUCUUGCUGCCCUACCAAAUCUUUUUCCCUAGAAGUUGAUGAUCGUGGGUCGCAGUUUGCUUUGCUGUAAAGUGAGUUGGAUGUUCCCACUCAGAAUUGCUGCAUUUGGUUGCCAAACCUUGGGAUGUGGCUUUGCACCAACUUUACGAGUAAGCUCUGACCCCUCGAGAAGCUCCCACCAUUUCACACCCCAAGCUGAGCAGGUUUCGAAAGACGUUCUUUAAAAUGACCAGUCUCUUCCGACGAAACAGUAGCAAUGGGAACUCCAAGAGUGGAUCAACCGCUGCCCCGUCACAGCUGCUCAACAACAGCAGGCCGCCCCGUCAGGUCCGGAGACUUGAGUUCAACCAGGCCAUGGAGGACUUCAAGGUCAUGUUCCCCAACAUGGACUAUGACGUAAUUGAGUGCGUGUUAAGAGCCAACAAUGGAGCUGUGGAUGCCACCAUCGACCAGCUCUUGCAGAUGAACUUGGACUGUGGUUUUGACAACGGAUAUGAUGAGAGUUCGGAGUCUGAGGACAGUAUCCCCCCAGAGAUCCUGGAGAGGACGCUGGAGCCGGACAGUUCGGAUGAGGAAGCCCCUCCUGUAUAUUCUCCUCCUGCCUACGACAUGCACGUGUUUGACCGACAGUAUCCGCACAUCCCUCCUCUGCCCCCUCGACGGCUUGACAUCCAGAACUCUAGUGGGAGCCAGUCACAGCGACGGUACCGGAACUGGAACCCUCCGUUACUUGGUAACCUACCUGACGACUUUCUGCGAAUUUUACCACAGCAGUUGGAUGUGGUGCAGAAUUCCCAGAAGGCCAAGGCCGGGACGGGCCCGGAGCCACGUGGGUCGGCAGACCAGGAGCGGAAGCUGAAGCAGUACUUGGAGGAUGAGCGCAUUGCGCUCUUCCUGCAGAACGAAGAGUUCAUGAAGGAGCUGCAGAGGAACCGCGACUUCCUGCUGGCACUGGAAAAGGAUCGGCUCAAGUAUGAAUCUAAGAAAUCAAAGUCUACUAGUGCAAUUGAGUCUUUGCCCAGUGAUGGCAUCAAUUUGCCUUCAGCGGUUCCAGCCGAAUCUGGUGCCUCUGGUGUUGCCGAAGCAAGCGGUGUACCACUUGAUGACGCCUUGUUCAGGGACAAAUUAAAGCACAUGGGAAAAUCCACGCGGAAGAAGCUCUUCGAGCUGGCGCGUGCUUUCUCUGAGAAGACGAAGAUGAGGAAGCUGAAGCGAAAGCAUUCCUUAAAACAUCACAUUCUCGGAACAGCAGCCUCAACAGCAAAUCUCUUGGAUGACGUGGAAGGGAAUUCUUGUGAUGAAGAUAUCCAGUUCAGAAAGCAGACUGUGCAGGAGGAAGAUGAAGAAAAUAAGGAGGGAGUGUUAUGAUCCUGACAGCUUUGGAUUGAGGGAGCCAUGACCAGGGCUUACGUGAAAGGACACUCAUUCACAGAUGAAGCUGGUGGCAGUUAACGUACAAACCUUCAUCUGCUUUUUAUCCACUUUCUGCAGUGAUUAAGGCACAAUUAUGUGUGGGUGGGCGGCGGAGUUGGAGAAAUACGGAAAUACCAGUCAUCACCUUUAUAAAUCAAAGAUCUGAGAUGCUUGUCGUUCUUUAACUCUGCAGUCCUCAAAUCCUAGGUGCAUAGAUCUUCUAGAGGGGUUCCCAACCUUUCUUUAUGCCAUGGACCCUUACCAUUAACCGAGGAGUCCGUGGACCCCCAGUUUGGGAACUCUUGUCUAGACCGUGGUGUUCCCUUCAUCUUGACUUACUUGGUAAGAGCACUAGAGAGCUGGGUCUAGUUUUUAACUGUAGCCUUGUGUUCCAAUAUAUUUUGAUAGAAAAGGCCUCCACCAGGCAUUGAACUGUAUUUCAUAUGGACUAAUACAAGAUUCAACAAUGAGUGUUAAUCCUUUAAUUCAGUAAUUAUAAUUGUCAAAUGAUGUCUUGAUGUGCCUAAUGAUGUACUGUAUUAAUUAACAGGUCUUACAAUAGACCCGAACAUAUAAAAUUACGUAAAUGCUUCUGUUGUAAUUACUGGGACUGUUCCUCCAAUUUAUUUUGCAUUAGGAAGUUGUGGAAUUGCAAGGUGGAUUGAAAUGAAGAAGUAGUUGGUGGUGGUAAUGAAUGUUAACAGGUUUGGAACCUGAAGCCUUUACAAAGUGAUGUAAUAGCCCAAUGACAGUGAAUGUGAAUAGGGUGCUAGGCCAGUGCAGUUAUUUGUGAGGGAGCUGCCUUGCCAAGUGCAGAUGUUAAACCAUUUAACUUGAGGGCAGCACCUAUCCACUGAGUUUCAAUAUCCCAUUACCAGCAUCGCAGACACAUGUGCCAUGAUUUGAGUGGCCCAUGCACUCUUGUCUCGGAAUCUAAACUGAUCUGAAAAAUGGUCACAUUGGCAAUGUAUUGUUUAAACCUUCCGCCAUCCAGGUCUGUUAAGGAAAUACAAACAUUAUCCCAACUGUUUUCACCCCCGGCAGUUGCUCUCUCCUGGGUGUUUAUUGACAACUAUUUUGGCUAAAAAUGACAGCUGAAUUUUACUAUUUUCUACACUUAAUUCACUUUGAAGUGUGUAAUAUAUUGGUUGAAGUAAAAUUUUAUUAGCCAUCUGUGCAGACAGGUGCAGUUGGUGUUCCCUCCUUUGUCGAGGAAUUAGUGCAAGAAAGUAAUCCCUCACAGAAAGGGAGAGUGACUAUUCAGCAUGUGUCACCUGGUCACGGAGCAGUCUGCUAAUUAAUGAAUAUCUCCCCAUCUGCACUUGCAUGGUGGGUCGACAUUGACAUGGCCCUUUAACGUUAAAAGGAGGCUCAGUACAACACAAAAUAAAAUUGAAAUGGACGAGUGUAAAUGAAUUUGAUUGCUGCAUAGAAUCACAGUCUGGUGAGGAUUUGGGGAUUGCUGACAAGAUGUUUCACAACCGUAUUUACAGAGGCCCCAGCUAAAAGGGUGAAAGGGAUUUUGGCUGUAGAUUGUAAAGAACAGAAACUUGUAAUGAGAGUGUGAAACUUCCAAGAAGUGAGCUUGUUUUCCCAUUGUAGAUUUAAGUCAUUAGAAUUCACUUUGAGGAAAUGAAGAAAACUCCAACUAUAUUUGCCUUUCCAAGUCUCCUUUAACUGUUGCAUUCCAGGUGCAUGAUAUGGAAGAAGGGGUGUCAGAUUUUUUGCCAUAACAUAAUGACUCGUAUUGUCAAUGGAGCCAUGCACCAUAUCAGAGCAAGGGAGAGGUUUAACCACAACAACACAGGAGAACCCCUCCAUCAAUCAAUUCUCACUAACGCACAUGUCCGGGGCAUCCAGUUCUGAGUGCUAACAGAGGGAAAAAACAUUAAGUGCUGUGUAUUUUUGUCAAGGGGUCCGAGUUUGGUUUCCUGCUCCUUGUGUUUGAUGUUGAUUCUGUCAGUUCCGCAUCAGGAGCACCAGAUUUCCAUUGCCGUCGUCUCCCAAGUGAGCUUGAUAUAUUGUGAGGAGGAAAAUAUUCCCCUGGGCAUGAGAUUACUGAGGCAAGUAUGUUCUUGGUCGUUAUGGGUACUUAAGCCUCUGUGGGAUUUAAACCAUAUCUUGUUUCUAUUUUUUUAAAAAAAUCUUCCCCAUCUCAGUACAGUAUCUUGCAGAUGGUUGGCAGCAGGUUAUAUUGUAGCAAUGAUUACCAUUGCUGUCCAAAACAAAAAGUCGUGGCUGUUGGCUUAAUGUAAGGAAUAGAGUCAGUUCUGUUGCAUCUAAAGUAAUUUCAAAGUAAAUUUAUUAUCAAAGUACGUGUAUGUCACUGUAAACUACCUUGAAAUUUAUUUUCCUGUAGACUUUCAAGAUAGAACAAAGAAACAUAGAAUCAGUGAAAAACUAGGACUGACAAACAACAAAUGUGCAAAAGACAAAUUGUGCAAAUACACAAAAACCAAUAAAUAAUACUGAGAACAUGAGUUGUAGAAUCCUUGACAGUGAGUCCAUAGGUUGUGGAAUCGGUUCAGUGUUGGGGUGAGUGAAGUUAACCACACUGGUUCAGGAGCCUGAUGGUUGUAGCAUAACAACUGCUCCUGAACCUGGUGGGGUGGGGCCUACGACUCCUGCAGCUCCUUCCCGGUGACAGCAGCAAGAAGAGAGCGUGGCCUGGAUGGUAGGGGGGGUCCCUGAUGAUGGAUGCUGCUUUCUUACGGCAGUGCUCCUUGCAGUUCCUGAACCUGGUGGUGUGCAUCACCAUUGUCUCAAAAUCAAGGCAACUUUAACUAUCUGUUGUAUCUAGGCAGUUUUCUUCAGAUGCUUCAGGUACCAAAGUAUCUACGAAACGAAAGGUUUCAGAUGUACCUUAGUGACUGACCAUGGUGCCUGGAGAUAUCUGUGGUCACUAGCAACCUUGCAGGACCGUGAAAUGGAAGGAGCGAAGAUCAAGCUUUUGAAAUAUAAUGGGUGAAUUCAGUGACUCAGGAAUAGAAAUUCAUGGUAUUGGGCUCAUUCGAUACACAAGUGUGAUUGGCUCAACUUCUGAAUGCAAGAUGCUCAAAACUUCAGUACAGGCAGAGAAGAGAGUGAGGGACCAGGUGUGCCCACUUGUUACCCAGGGCACAGUCAGCAAGACAGAGCAGUGACAAGUCUGAGAAAUUAUAGAAGUGAAGAGGUUUCUGGCACAAAAGUCAGCUGUUGGGUCAGUCAUACCCAUCCUGAUAUUCCCUCCAUCCUGAUUUCAGACGAGCUCCAGAUCCCUGCCCCUUUGGUGAGUGAAAUAAUUUUUCCCAACUUCCUCUUUUUUUUUUGAUCCAGUCCCUCAACUCAUUACUCCCUAGAUGGUGUUCAGGGAAGUAUCUUCUUCCUGCUUGGUUCCUUAAAUUUACACAUCACAAUUAAAUCCGUCUGCCACCCGUGCUCCAAGGAAGCAACCCCAGCCUGGAUAAUGUCUUCCCACAAUUAUUGUAGUCUUGGCAACAAUUCCUGUAGAUUGACUGCACUCUCUUUAGUGCUGUCACAUCCUUCCUGUACUGUGGCGCCCAGAACUAUAGACAGUGCCUCUGUCACAUCUGCCUUGUGGAAUCAAACAAAUCAUGCAAGCAAAUAGCGUUCUGAACAGAAGUCCACAAAGAGAAUCUGUCCACAGAUCCUCAGUUCAGUGCAGAGCCAAGUGAACGAGCUGAACUGGCCUGUCCUUUGGCUCAGGUCUCAACACCCCGGUCCAGUGCCUGAAACGUCGUCCCAACAUAGGGUCCAGUUGCUUCGAUGCGUUCUGGGGCCUGGACCCCGCCACCUGGAUUUGAUCCAAUUCAGUCUCAGUUCUGCCGCAUCAAAUUACCUCCAAGUCCACUCCUUGUGUUAAAGAAAAUGCCCCGCGCCCUUCCUUUGAGUUCUCCCCCUCUCACCUAAAAUGCAUGCCCUUAGGUAUUUGACAUUUCAGCCAUGUGGUUGGGACUGAUACAGGCUGUCUACUCUGUCUCUUUAUUAUUUUUAGAAACUUCUCCAAACUUCAUUCUUCACUCAACAUUGAAGCAGCUGCUCCUCCUCAAUCUCAUUGAAAUAACUGCAUCACAUUUUCAAAGCCCUGUAGUUUAGCAUCAAAAUAAACACAGAAAGAGCAAGCUAUGCUAGCCACGUUAGGUAGCACUGGUAACACACUCCAGAUCAGGCAUCUUUCACCAGAGCUUCUAGUGUUUGAAACAUUUUCCGAUUUCAAACUUCCAGCAUCUGUACUGUUUUGCUUUGAGUUUAGUUUCGCCUGUGACCCUUCCCACUGUUGCACAUUCCCCAGAUUAAAUGGUUUAAAGCUGUUCUGCCACAUGCAGUGUACUUACUUCAGAGAAAUGUUAGCAACACACGUCAAAGUUGCUGGUGAACG
This is a messenger RNA of Mobula hypostoma (lesser devil ray), 6032 nucleotides long. RefSeq names its product CUE domain containing 1b (gene cuedc1b). NCBI's taxonomy places the organism in Eukaryota, Metazoa, Chordata, Chondrichthyes, Myliobatiformes, Myliobatidae. The coding region runs from base 467 to 1609 and encodes 380 amino acids. Gene Ontology annotation, molecular function: ubiquitin binding. The record is from RefSeq and is a predicted model, not a curated record. The transcript is spliced from 11 exons.